Rotaria socialis is the source of this 1875-nucleotide messenger RNA. The record is from the annotation of a GenBank genome assembly. NCBI's taxonomy places the organism in Eukaryota, Metazoa, Rotifera, Eurotatoria, Philodinida, Philodinidae.
AUGACACACAAUUUUUCAAUUCUUGUUGUUGAGUUUUUCGUGCUUUUUGGUUUAACAAGACAUUUACAGCUGUUUGAUCACGAAACUGGUAAAAUACUAACCACCGAUUGUCUGGACCCAACACAGUUAGAAACAUCAAUCAUACCAUCGAUCACUAAUGAUAAUGACAUCGUGAUUUUCGAAACAACACGUGUAAGAUUGCGUGAUGGUGUCGAGCUUGCAGUUGAUUAUCUUGUUGUAUCAAAUACUGGACGUUUCCCAGUGAUUCUCGAACUAACACCCUAUGGACGUGGACCUGAUAGAAUCAAUUAUCGGUAUGAAGCAUCAUAUUGGCGCAAACAUGGCUAUGCGUUUGUUAUCGCUGAUUGUCGUGGUACAGGUGACUCAGAUGGUGAAAUGGCAUAUUUUAGUCGUGAAGGUCAAGAUGGAUAUGAUCUGAUCGAAUGGAUUGCAAGUCAAACAUGGUCCAAUGGACGUAUUGGAAUGCGUGGUUCUUCCUAUACUGGUACUAAUCAAUGGUUUAUUGCGCGAGAGCAACCACCACAUCUCUCAUGUAUCACACCUAGUGCUACACUAGGUCGUCCAAUGCAGGACAUUCCAUAUUUUGACGGUGCAUUUGCAGUGGCUUGGGCGAUCAAUUGGAUUGGUUUUACUUUGAAUAUUAACGUCUUAAUAGUAAACCAGUCGCAUCCUGAUCCUAUGACAUGGUUAAAUCAUCGGCCGCUUCGAACAUUGGAUGUCUAUGCAACAGGAAAAAAGUUGUUACUUUACCGGACGUUUCUUGAUCAUCCAACAUACGAUCAUUUCUGGCACAGUAUCGAUUUCAGUCCCUACGAUUUCGCGCGUAUCAAAAUUCCAUCGCUUGCUUUCACCGGUUGGUUCGAUGGUACAAUGUAUGGCACAAUCUGGCGUUUCCAAGGAGCACGUUCUUAUGCACCCAUAAGUGAUGAUCACUUUCUUAUCAUCGGUCCUUACACACACAGCAAUGCACCUGAUGGUGGCUACGAUUUUCGAACAGGAAAGGCGAUGAGAACAGUUGGAGACCUUCCUGUUGCCAAAAAUUCACUACUACCGGGUUUAAAUAUGACACAUGAAUUCUUUGAAUGGUGUUUGAAAGAUGAUCGGCGGCCUGUCUGGAAACCAGUUAAAUUUUACAUAACUGGAAGCGAUCGAUGGAUGACUCGAAAUGUUUUUCCACCGCCGGAAGCUCGCGAGGUAUCAUUAUUCUUGGCAAGCAAUGGGUACGCCAACAGUAUAGUAGGGAAUGGUCGACUACAAUGGGACAUGCCAAGUACUGCUGCAACUGAUUCUUAUCUAUAUGACCCCACCAAACCAGUGAUGAGCAGUAUAAAUAAUAAAUCUAUUGGUCUUCCUAUAGAUAUUAACCCAUAUCUGGAUCGCGAUGAUAUUCUUGUUUACACCAGUGAGCUAUUGAAUAAAUCCAUUACGGUAGUUGGUGAUAUUGUUGUUGAACUAAUGAUCUCGAGCACGGCAUGCGAUACCGAUUUUGUGAUCGAAUUAAUGGAUGUGAUGACUGAUGGACGUUCGAUUAAACUUGGUUCUAAAGCUGCAGGUCAGCUUCGCGCACGUUAUCGCGAUGGUGUCAACCAAGAAAUAUUGAUGUUGCCCAAUCAGACUUAUCUCAUUCGUAUUGAUUUGCAUGCUAUCGGACAUACAUUUCUUCCACAACAUCGUAUUCGAUUAGCAGUUAUGAGCAGUUUUUUCCCUUGGAUCAGUGCAAAUCCAAAUACUGGUGCACCAAUUGCUUCGGACUUACAAAAACCAAUCAUAGCAAAUCAAACUAUUUACCAUGCCCCGCACCAAACAUCUCGCAUUCGUCUGAUGUUGAUCGACAAUCCGCAGUUUGAUGAAUAA